Messenger RNA from Quercus robur (English oak), 2707 nucleotides. RefSeq names its product interactor of constitutive active ROPs 2, chloroplastic. The transcript has 5 exons. Bases 503 to 2365 code for a protein of 620 amino acids. Lineage: Eukaryota; Viridiplantae; Streptophyta; Magnoliopsida; Fagales; Fagaceae. The record is from RefSeq and is a predicted model, not a curated record.
AGUAGUUGCCUGUCGCAGCAACGCUGACAAAUACACGAGAGGUAGAUAGCGAAAGAGACUCGGGAACUGAGCUACCCUCUCUCUCUUCUCACAAACACAAACAGCUGAGCUGAAACACAAAGCUUAUAUAGCCCAUUGUAAUUACCACCCUAUAGUCCUAUAUACCAAUCCCACACCACGCCAUACAAUACAAUACAAGUAAACGACACAAACGAACCCAAAUCAAAACAAAACAAACUCCUUCUCUUCCUUCUUUUUUAGGGCUUUUAAAACUCACUCUCACAGUCUCAGUCCUUGUUUUACUGUUUACCCCACUAUACCAAAAAAAAAACAUAGCUCAGUUACCUCCUUCUCAGGGUUCACAGUUCAGAAACUCAAAGACCUUCUGCCAAAAAUUUCUUUGAACUAAGGAAGGUGUUGUGGGUCAGGGGGCUUUGAAGGAAAGGUCAUUCACCUUUUGCUUUAAUACCACUUUACUCGAGGAGAUAAAAAAAAAAAAGAUAUGCAAACGCCAAAAGCAAGGGCCGGCUCUUUAGAAGUGCCACAAAGGAAAUCUCCGGCAACACCUCGGACUGCCCGGCAACUCAAGACGCCAGGGUCAGAAUCUGAUUCAGUUUCCUCUCCGCAUCCAGCCAGUAAGACGCCAAAAGACAAAAGCCCUAAAACCGUUGAACGCAAGUCACCACGAAGUCCAAUGUCUGAGCUCCAGAAGAAGCGUCCAAGCAGAGUGUCUGAAUUGGAGUCGCUGCUUGCUCAACUCCAAGAGGAUCUGAAAAAAGCAAAGGAACAACUGAACUCGUCUGAGUCAUUGAAGAGGAGAGCACAACAGGAGGCUGAAGAGGCCAAGAAGCAGCUCUUAGCCUUGUCAGAACAGCUUGAGGAAUCCCAACAGCAGCUGGAGGAGAUUUCUGCUUCUGAAGAGGCUCGGCUUCUAGAGCUUCGUAAAAUCUCCCAAGAUCGUGAUCGAGCAUGGCAAUCAGAACUCGAGGCUAUCCAGAGGCAAUACUCAAUGGAUUCAGCUGCCCUAGCUUCUGCCAUGAAUGAAAUUCAGAAGCUCAAAGCUCAGCUGGAAAUGGUGGCUGAAUCGGAAGCUACCCAAGCUAAGAAGGCAGAGUCAGCACAAGCUGAUAUUGAGAGCUUGAGAAUUGAACUUUCUGAAACCCUGCCCCUGGUUGAAAAGUUGAAAACCGAGCUGAAUGAUUGCAAAGAAUCUGAAGCUCAGGCCCGAGAAGUUAUAAGUAAAACUCAAAGGCAAUUGGAAGAAGCAAAUGAAACUGCAGAGAUGCUCCGGUCAGAUGGCAUCAAAGCCACAGAGGCUCACAAUUACUUGUCGUUGGAGUUGGAGCAGUCAAAAGCUCAAGUGAAAUCAUUGGAGGGACUUGUGAGCAAAUUUCAGGCAGAUCUGGUUAACAGCAACAGCACAAAAUUGUUGGAUCCUACAGACAACAAAAUUGUUCAAGAAACUGAAGAAAAUGAGGAAACAAAACAGCUAAAAUCUGAGCUUAGUUUUGUGAAAUUUGAAGUGGGUCAAUUGCGAGCUGCUGUAGAUGCAGCUGAGAUCAGGUACCAGGAAGAAUAUAUUCAGAGCACAUUGCAGAUUAGAAGUGCUUAUGAACAAGUUGAACAUAUGAAAUCAGAAUCAUGCCAAAGAGAGGUUGAGUUGGAGUCAGAAUUAAAGAAAUCUAAGGCUCAUAUCGAAGAGUUGAGGGCUCAGUUAAUGGACAAGGAAAAUGAAUUGCAGAGUAUCUCAGAGGAAAAUAAGGGAUUGAGCUUGAAGAGUGAAAAAACCAUAUCGAAUGAAAAAGAAUCUGACCUUGCAAUAGAGUUGAAAAAGUUGGAGGCUGAUUUAGCAGGCUUGAAGGAAACUGUGUUGGACAAGGAGACACAGUUGCAGAAUAUAGGGGAGGAAAAUGAAAUGCUCAAGAUGGAAAUUAAGAAGAGAGACAUGGAGAGAAGUAAAAUUAAUGAUGAGGCUUUUGCUUCGGCAGAAGAAGCAAGGGCUGCAGAGCGAGAGGCUUUGAUGAAACUUGGUUCUUUAACAGAGGAAGCAGACAAAAGUAGCAGAAGAGCGGCACGGGUGACUGAGCAGUUGGAUGCAGCACAGGCUGCAAAUUCAGAAAUGGAGGCUGAGUUGCGGAAGUUAAAGGUGCAGUCUGACCAGUGGAGAAAGGCAGCUGAGGCAGCUGCUGCUAUGAUUUCAAGCGGAAACAAUGGGAAAUUUGUGGAGAGAACAGGUUCUCUUGACAUCAAUUACAAUCCUAUGGAUUCACCUUAUUCAGAAGAUAUGGACGAUGAUUCUCCUAAGAAGAAAAAUGUGAACAUGUUGAAGAAGAUAGGCGUGCUAUGGAAGAAGGGCCAGAAGUAGGUGCAAUUGUGGCAGGUAUUUUGGUGGGUGCACACGGCUGAAUCUCAUUGUUGUAGAGAAAUAUGUAUUGACAAGACUAAGUUCUUGCAGACUGUAUAGUAAUGUGGAACUGGUGAACUUUGAUAGUUCCAUUUCAUUUGGUAGAUGCAUUAUGUAUUUUAUCUUUUUCCUUUUGACAUCUUUCUGCCUAUGUUUUGAACCAGUGGGUCAUUGUGCCAUUACAUCAGGAGGGAUUAUGUAUGAACAUGGGACUAGCGAUCUGAAAUCAUGACCAUGUUAUUUGUUAUUUGAGAGAUGAUAUGAACCCUUUUGGUGUAUAACAUGGGCCAAUGAGUUUCCUUA